Molecule: messenger RNA, 4489 nt
Organism: Zalophus californianus (California sea lion)
Lineage: Eukaryota; Metazoa; Chordata; Mammalia; Carnivora; Otariidae
Gene: INSIG2
Product: insulin induced gene 2
Exons: 6
Coding region: 331-1110 (259 amino acids)
Biological process (GO): SREBP signaling pathway; cholesterol biosynthetic process; cellular response to insulin stimulus
Cellular component (GO): SREBP-SCAP-Insig complex; endoplasmic reticulum
Source: RefSeq, a predicted model, not a curated record
CCACAGAUGGGGCCUGAAGGGCGAGGGGCCCCGCUUACCUAGUGAAGUGUCGGCGAGGUCCGGAAGGAGACAGCGGGGUCGGGCGGAGGUCAUGGGAGAGGCCGAGGCUCCUCGGACAGUGCAAGAGUGUCCGAGCGGAAAGAAGACUGGAGGACGGCGGGAAGGGCGACCCUGGAGAUUUGAUGAAGCUGGAGGAUUUCUGGUAGGUCCUUUUUUAGGAUAAGAUGCUGUAACUGUUGAAACGCCAGUCUGCAUUGAUUCACAGACAGUUGGCUUUUCAGCUGGAAAGCCUUUUUUCCCCCCUUGCUGGUAUACUGAACUUAUGAAAUCAUGGCAGAAGGAGAGACAGAGUCACCUGGACCCAAAAAGCGUGGCCCCUACAUUUCAUCUGUCACUAGCAGGAGUGUGAACUUGAUGAUUCGUGGAGUGGUACUAUUUUUUAUUGGAGUAUUUCUUGCAUUAGUGUUAAAUUUACUUCAGAUUCAGAGAAAUGUAACGCUCUUUCCACCUGACGUGAUCGCAAGCAUCUUUUCUUCAGCAUGGUGGGUACCGCCGUGCUGUGGCACAGCCUCAGCUGUGAUUGGGUUAUUAUACCCCUGCAUUGACAGGCAUCUAGGAGAACCACAUAAAUUUAAAAGAGAGUGGUCCAGUGUGAUGCGGUGCGUAGCCGUCUUUGUUGGUAUAAAUCAUGCCAGUGCUAAAGUGGAUUUUGAUAACAACAUACAGUUGUCUCUCACACUGGCUGCACUCUCCAUUGGACUCUGGUGGACCUUUGAUAGAUCUAGAAGUGGUUUUGGCCUUGGAGUAGGAAUUGCUUUCUUGGCAACCUUGGUCACUCAACUGCUAGUCUAUAAUGGUGUUUAUCAAUAUACAUCUCCAGAUUUUCUCUAUGUUCGUUCUUGGUUACCGUGUAUAUUUUUUGCUGGAGGCAUAACAAUGGGAAACAUUGGUCGACAACUGGCAAUGGACUUCUUUACUGAAUCCAAGUUUGACCUUCGAAGGACUGUCAUGGAGUGUUCUCAGGAUCCACAUUUUCUUUCCUAUGGUAUCACAAAAAGAUGCUUGAUGCAUAAAAAACAAAAAGACCAAGAGGCUAGGUGCUCUCAAUAAGCCAUUUCAUUACUGUCGAAAGUACUAUUCCAACAGCAUUGGAGAAAAUGUAGUAAGGACACUGAUGGAUCCUUGCUGGAGUCAUGACGAUGAGAAAGACAUUCUCUCUCUCAGUCCCUCUGCACCUGUAGUGUGCAUGUGCGCACACACACACACACACACACACACACACACACACACACACACACCUUGCAAACUAUGCACUUGUAAAACAAGCUAAUCAGUGCUGGAACAGGCAAGCAAUCAAAUAAAUAAACAAAAGACAUUUUAAAGAAUGCCCCUGUUUUCUCACUGACAGGACACACAUUAACUUAGCAACAGCUGCUCUGGUGGGAAGACAUUUUUCUUUGGGUUGUCAACAAGUUUGAUCCCCCCCCCCCAACAGCAUUAUCCUAGCAUAGAUCUAGAAAAAUUCCAUUGUGAUAUCACUAUUUUAGCAGUUAACUAAAUAACUGGUGUAAUGCAGGAAGCAUUCUCUAUCCCUUUCCCAGUGGAAGGAUGGGGUUAUUUCACUUUUCCAAAAGGCCAUGAACUCUGCACAGAGAACACUACCAUCCCACAAAAUAGCAUACCUAGAAAGAAAUUUCCCAAAGGUAAUAACCUUUGAGUUGAGCUUUAAAUAAUGAAAUCUACCACACCUUCCACCCUGGCCAGUGCAUAUAUUGUGCUUAUAUAAGUAGCUUAAUACAUGGUUAUUAACUGAUUGAAUUAAUACACCCCAAAAAAGCAUACACAUAUAUAUUUAGCAUAAAGAUAAUGCCAGGCAUAUAAUGAAAAUGAAAGGGAAAGCAUGAAGGUUAUUCAAGGUUGGUAACAGGAUUAGAAAUGCUUCAUACUGAUUAAGCCAAGGAAGGUGAGGAGUUAAAUUAGCCAAAAAGGAUCAAAAGGCCAGAUGUGUUGGGCUGAAUCCAAAAGCUAUUCCAUGGGAUUGAAGAGGGAGAGAGAGGACUGUUGUUUGGAAACAAUGAGGACUAAAGAGCUCUAUGAUAUUUAAAAUCAUUUAUUCAAGUACUUACAAGAUGCAACAAAAAACUAAGAUUGCCCCAAUACACAAGGAACUCACCGUCUGCUGGAAAAGAUAAAUGUAAAAGCACACAGACUAGAAGAUGGUGAGGUAAGUGAUAAAACAGAGUAGACGUAGUAUUUUAUAUGCUUAUGCAGAAUGGCCAUUAACCCCAUCUGUCCUUAGGUAAGAAAGGGCUUCUGCUAGAGGUUAGCCAGGCAGAGGAUGUGAAACAAUGUUCCUGACAGAGGAAAUUACAUGCACAGGAGAGCCUAAUAAGUUAGGGCAGUGGUUCCUAAGUAUGACCACAUAUUAGAGCCACCUGGAGGACUUAAACACAAUAGUUACCAGUUUCCACUUCUGACUAUGACUGAAUAGCCUGCAUGAGAAUAUAUUUCCCAACAAAGCUUAUAUAACGCUCUAUAAAAUAAAAAAGCAGCUAACUCCUUGAAGCCAUUGGAGAAUAAUCAAAGCAGCCAGGCUUUGUGGGGCCAGAAUCCCAGAGAAAAGUCAGGCUCAAUAUUUUCUGGUGCUUUUAUUCUUAACAUGUUUGUAGAUUUAUAAGUAGAAUGGUACUGAGACUGAGCAGAAAGCACCAAAUCAGCUAGUCUCAUGGGACUAGCAAGACAAAAAUUGGCGCUCAGGGCUACUAAGGCAGCAGGGACUUGGAAGAUCAAGAGCCUGGAGAAAAGAGAAUCUCAGGGAGGUGAGCCCAGUAUUCUGUCUUGCUUUUAUCUUGAGGCAUUUGCCAAUAUUUCUAAGUUGUGUGGGGUAGCAUAGAGAGAUUAUAAAGCAACACAGAACUUUCUGCAGGCUCACAGUGCUGGGUGGACAAUUACUGGAGUUCGGGACACAACAAAGAAGAGGGCCUUAUAAAUAAUAAGGCUUUCAAUUAAGACCUAUAAAGACUAUACCCUGACACUAAAUGCACUCCAAAAAUGAAUCAGCCCUUAUGAAAACCAAAAAUCAAGUCUUGAAUGAUCUUGGUUAUUACUCAGACAAGGUGAUUUUUUUCUACUUUAACUGCCAGUCAGAAGAAAAUUAAAACCCCUAUGUAGGAAGAGAACAUAACUUAAAUCCUCUAUAAUUUAUUAUACAUAAGGUCCAGCUUUCAAUUAAAUAGCACUUGACAUGCCAGGUGGAAAAACAAGAAAAAGAAACAGAAUAGAAACAGACCCAUAGUAAUUCCAGAUAUUAAAAUUAUUUGGCACUGUCUUUAAUUGUGAUUAAUAUGUGCAAAAAGUAGAUGACAAGAUAGAAAAUUUCACAACUGGAAUCUGUCAAUAAGAAUGAAAAGGAAUUUCUUGAAUGAAAGCUGUAAUAACUGAAAUAAAUAACUCAAUAGACUUAACAGAACAAUAGACAUAUCAAGAGAAAUUAUUAGAAAAUUUAAGUGUAGGUUAGAAAAUAUCAGUUAGGUUAGAAAAAUCACAAAGAGGAAAAAAGCUGAAAAACACACAAUAAAGGGCAUAAGAGACAUCUGGGACAUGGUGAAAAGUUCCAGUCAUCUGUAAGUAUAAAUGCAGAAAGAGAAAAGAGAGACAGAAUUGGGGCAGAAGCAAUCUCAGAAGAGAUACUCUGAGAAUUUUCCAGAAUUAAUGAAAAUCAUCCAGUUACAAAUUCAGUAAACACAAUGAAGGCCAAAUAGAGUAAAUACAAAUAAAGCCCUACCCAGGAACAUCAUAGUCAACCUGCUCAAAAUCAAAGACAAAGAGAAAACCUUAAAAGAUGCCAUUUAAAAAAAGACAUCUUAUCCUUAAGGGAACAGCAAGCACUAAGACUUAUAGUUGACUUUUCAACAGAAAUGCUGGAAGCAAACAAAACAAACAGCAAAGGAGUUGCAGAUUUAUCAUGCUGAAAGAAAAUAUUCCCCAUUCUGAAAUUCUAUACCCAGCAAAAAUAUCCUGUAAAAAAUCAAAAUAAAAUGAAGCCUUUUUAUACAGCCAAGUUGAGAGAAUUUGCUACCAACUGACACACUAAUAGUAAUAUUGAAAGGAGUUCUUUAAGAAAAUAAUAAAUGAUCUCAGGUGGAAGUGCCGAAAUGCAAGAAGAAAUGAAGAACAGUACAAAUGUAAAUGUAUAAAUUAGAUGGAUAUUUAUUGUGUAUAACAACAACUACAAAAUCAUGUCUUUGGGAUUUAAAAAUGGAUAGAAUUAAAAUGUAUGAAAAUUAUAGCUUAGAAGUAGAAAUGUGAGUAAGUGGAGUGAAAGAAUUCUAAGGUUGUUGAAUUUUCUAGGAAAUACUAAAAGUGUCAAUCUAUAGCAGACUGUAAUAAAUCAAGAUAUACAUUUCUCAAAGUGUGAAUCCUGAACUGGCUGCAGCAGCAUCACCUGCAAACUUGUUAGAAAUGUAAUUUCUGGUUCCUCCCAGGCCUG